Molecule: messenger RNA, 1632 nt
Organism: Exophiala bonariae
Lineage: Eukaryota; Fungi; Ascomycota; Eurotiomycetes; Chaetothyriales; Herpotrichiellaceae
Exons: 5
Coding region: 1-1632 (543 amino acids)
Biological process (GO): amino acid transmembrane transport
Cellular component (GO): membrane
Molecular function (GO): amino acid transmembrane transporter activity
Source: RefSeq, a predicted model, not a curated record
AUGUCAGGCAAAACCACUCCAGACUUGGAGCAGGUCUCGGUAAUCGAAACGACGAGACCAGUCGAAAGUACAACAAUCAACAUACAGGAAGCAACUGAAAUCUAUGGCAACGCUGAAAUUGCCGAAUCUUAUGGCUAUGUUGCUAGAGGGCUCAAAGCACGUCAUGUUCAGUUCAUGGGCCUUGGUGGGUCAAUUGGCACCGCCCUUUUCUUGGGUAUUGGGAGGGCACUAGCAGCUACUGGGCCCCUCAGUAUGUUCCUAGGCUUUCUAAUUACAGGCGCGGCUAUCUGGGGAAUGGUGAGUUUCAAGCCUCACGAAGAGGAGAGUGUGAAUUUAAUAUCUCCACAGAUGCAGUGUCUUGGUGAGAUGACUACCUGGCUGCCGGUCUCGGGGGCACUUCCUGUCUUUGCGAGCCGCUACGUAGACAAGGCGCUCGGCUUUGCUGUGGGCUGGAAUGUCGCGGUGUGGAUAUCGAUUAUCAUCGCUAUUCUUAUCCUUCUCAACGUUCUUGCAGUUUCGAUCUAUGGUGAGGCCGAGUUUUGGUUUGCAAGCUUGAAAUUAAUCACUAUUGUGGGACUUCUCAUACUGGCGCUUAUCAUUGACUUAGGAGGGGCUCCAAGUCAUGAUCGGAUCGGAUUUCGAUAUUGGAAAAAUCCAGGGGCCAUGAAUACAUUCAUCGUCGAUGGUAACACAGGACGCUUUCUUGGCGUAGUGUUUGCCAUGAUUAUGGCUGCUUAUACCUAUGCUGGCGUCGAGUCAGUUGUUGUUGCUGCUGGGGAGGCCGAGAAUCCGAGAAAGAAUCUGCCUAAGGCGGUUCGCCGAGUGUUUUGGCGUCUUUUGUUCUUUUACAUCUUUGGAUCCCUCGCCGUUGGAGUCCUGGUGCCAUAUAACGACACUGCCCUCCUGAUAGCCCUCGCAACCAGUGCUCCGGGAGCCGCCAGCUCUCCUUGGGUUAUUGCUAUCAAACGUGCCGGUAUACCUGUUUUACCCUCGAUUAUCAACGCAGUCAUUCUGAGCUCUGCAUGCUCUGCAGGAAAUGCAUUCCUCUACAAUGGCAGUCGUUAUUUGAUGUCCCUUGCUCAGCUUGGUUUGGCUCCAAGUGUCUUUAUGCGCUGCUCCAAGAGAGGUAUACCCUACUACAGUGUAGGUCUGACAGCGCUUUUUGCCCCUUUGACUUACCUGAGUUGCGCAACUGGGCCGGCGAAGGUCUUUAUCUGGCUUGCAAACCUUGGAACUCUCGUUGCAUUGACGUCUUGGAUGGCCAUAUGUGUUACCUACAUACGGUUCUAUGCCGCUUUAAAGGUCCAAGGUGUAGACCGCAGCCACCUACCAUUCAGAUCGCCAUUUCAACCAUAUCUUGCUUGGUCGACACUCACAUUCUUCAGCAUCCUCACCAUUUUCAAUGGCUUCUACUCUUUCAUGCCUUGGAAUGUGGAAACAUUCUUGACCACAUACAUCGGCAUCCCGAUCUUUAUUAGCCUGCUCGUCUUCUGGAAAGUGUUCAAGAAAACGAAAAUUGUCGAUCCCGCCGAGGCCGAUUUGUGGACGGGUAAAGCCGCAAUCGAUGCUGAGGUUUGGCCCCAAUCGGAACCUCAGAAUUUUCUGGAGAAGGUCUGGGCAUGGAUUGUUUAG